Polypterus senegalus (gray bichir) is the source of this 2252-nucleotide messenger RNA. RefSeq names its product acetyl-coenzyme A synthetase 2-like, mitochondrial. Gene Ontology annotation, molecular function: acetyl-CoA synthetase activity; AMP binding. The transcript has 14 exons. The coding region runs from base 195 to 2252 and encodes 685 amino acids. Gene Ontology annotation, cellular component: mitochondrion. The record is from RefSeq and is a predicted model, not a curated record. Lineage: Eukaryota; Metazoa; Chordata; Cladistia; Polypteriformes; Polypteridae.
CAGCGGCUGGCACCUCCCAGUUGUGCUCAGCACUAUCUGACCGCUUUGCCAUUGAACUUUCCUACUCGUCUACGUUACUUCUGGCCACCUGACCAAGGCUCGCCGAGCUGUGAUCGGUGGCCCCCGUCCCCACAGUGCUGAUACCCCCAGAGGCUGGCUUCGCAGCGUCCUAUUCCUCUCGACUGAUCCUGGUCAUGGCCCUGCUCGGUUUUGUGCUGCGUCGCGUCCUCUCCGGUCACACUUCGCCCUUGUGGAAACAGGUGGAGAGAUGCCGGAUCUCAUCCAGCAGAUGGUACAACAUCUCUGCCUACAUGCCGGAGGCGGCAGCCUUCCCGUACGUAGCGGACUACUCUGACCUGUAUAAGUACUCCGUGAACCAGGGCGACAGCUUCUGGGGGGCAGUGGGCCGAGAAAGGCUCUCCUGGAUGAAGCCCUUCCACACCGUGCAGGACUGCGACUUCAGGGAGGGCAAAAUCCGCUGGUUUGAAGGAGGGCAGCUGAACGUGGCAGUGAACUGUUUGGACCGCCACAUCCACACCUGCCCUGACCGUGUGGCUUUGAUCUGGGAGAGGGACGAGCCCGGCACCGAAGUGAAAAUCACCUACAGUCAGCUGCUGGAAGAGACAUGCCGUCUAGCAAAUGUCCUCAAACGGCAUGGCAUAGUGAAAGGAGACCGUGUCACCAUCUACAUGCCCCCUUGCCCACAGGCAGUGAUGGCCAUGCUGGCAUGUGCCCGGAUUGGGGCUGUUCACACCCUGGUGUUUGCAGGAUUCAGUGCUGAGGCGCUUGCUGACAGAAUAAAGGAUGCUGAAUCCAAAGUUGUCGUCACCAUGAAUCAGGCCUUAAGAGGAGGUAAGACCAUUGAGCUGAAGAGGACAGUUGACCAGGCACUAAAGAGAUGCCCCUCUGUGAAGCAUGUGCUGGUGGCCACGAGAACGGACAGCCAAGUCCCCAUGAAUGACAUAGACAUCCCCUUGGAGGAGGAAAUGAUAAAAGAGGAUGUGACCUGUGACCCCGUCCCCAUGGAGAGUGAAGACAUGCUCUUUCUGCUUUACACGUCUGGUAGCACUGGGCGACCCAAAGGUUUGGUACACACACAGGCUGGAUAUCUUCUCUACUCCGCCCUGACACAUCGGUAUGUCUUUAACUACCAGGACGGAGAUGUCUUUGGCUGUGUGGCGGAUAUUGGCUGGAUCACUGGACACAGCUACAUUGUCUAUGGCCCACUGUGUAAUGGAGGAACCACGGUCUUGUUUGAAAGCACCCCAGUUUAUCCCAAUCCAGGACGCUACUGGGAAACAGUGGAGCGGCUGAAAAUUAAUCAGUUUUAUGGCGCCCCAACAGCAAUACGCCUCCUGUUGAAAUAUAAAGAUGAGUGGGUGAAGAAAUACGACCGCUCAUCCUUGAAGACCCUUGGAUCAGUGGGAGAACCAAUCAACUCUGAGGCAUGGGACUGGUACUUCCGAGUAGUUGGAGAUGGACGGUGUCCUGUGUUAGACACAUGGUGGCAAACAGAGACUGGUGGAAUCUGCAUUUCUCCCUGGCCAGCACCUCCUAAUGCAGAGAUCUUACCAGCAAUGGCUAUGCGACCGUUCUUUGGGAUUCAGCCUGUCCUGCUGGAUGAUGAGGGAAAGGGACUUUAUGCCAAUGACAUGUCUGGAGCACUAUGCAUAGCACGACCCUGGCCUGGAGUGGCCAGAACCAUUUAUAAUGACCACCAGAGAUUUAAAGAAACUUAUUUCCAGCCAUACCCAGGUUACUUUUUCACCGGGGAUGGGGCCUACCGAUCAAAGAAAGGCUACUACCAGAUCAUCGGCCGCCUGGAUGAUGUUAUCAACGUCAGUGGGCACCGUCUAGGCACAGCAGAAAUUGAAGAUGCCCUGAACCAGAAUGUCGUUAUUGCUGAGUCGGCUGUGAUUGGCUAUCCGCAUGAGAUUAAAGGAGAAGGUGCAUAUGCCUUUGUAGUCUUGAAAAAUGAUGUGGACGUCUCAGAGGACGCACUGGAGAAGGACUUACGAGAUAUUGUCUCAAGGAAAAUUGCAAAGUAUGCUGUUCCUGACUAUAUCCAGGUUGUGAAACAGCUACCAAAAACACGGUCUGGGAAGAUCAUGAGGCGUGUCCUGAGGAAGAUUGUGGCCAGGAAACUUGAUGAGCUGGGAGACCUGACAACCUUAGAUGACCAGAAAGUGGUGGAGGAAAUCAUUAGUGGACAUGCACUUCUUCUGGAGCGCAACAGUACCCAAAAGUCCUAG